CCCGCCACACCCACCAAGAAGGCCAUGCCACUCUACUCCACAACUCUCGAUGGUACUCUUUGGGCUUCAAGGCCCUGGGAGUGGGGGGUGGGGAACGGUAGACAGAACCAUAGAGUACUCCGCCGGCCUCACAGAGGAAGAGAGAGCGGCCUCCAUAUGCCGGCGGUCCCAGAGGCGUCUGGGCCGGAGGCGGUCGCACAAAGGAAGUCCCGGGAGGCCACUCCAGCUGCUAGCGACCAUAGAGAUGAGGCUCCCGCCGGCCCAGGGCCGGGAGGUAAGCGAGCGGCGGCUGGAUGGGAACUAGUGGGGAGUGCGGGUGGAGAAGGCCGGAGGCAAAAGUUUCUCGAGCCCCAGGAUGAGGGCUGGGCCUGGGCGGUGGGAACGCUCGGGAGAAGUGCUGAAGGGAGCACGGCGACAAGUGGGGCCCCGGCGCAUCACAUCAGCCGCCCCGGUGCCUCGGUGGCGUCACUGCCCAGGACCCCGCGCGGUUACCCUCUCCCUCUCCUUACGACCAUAAGCAUGACGAUGCUCCAUCCUAAGCCUUGCAGGUUACAAAACGGCUUUCCCAUUUGCCGGCUCUUGUGAUUCUCGCUCCCGCCCAAUGAUGUGGACGCUGUCAUCGCCUCCACUUUACAGAUAGGAAAGCUGAGGCCCCGAGAAGCGAGGGGACUGUAUCUGUUCAAGGCCCCGCGGUGAGUCAGAGCCCACAGGCAAGUGGAAACCGGGUGCCUUGGUCCCCAGACCGGAUCUCCUCCUUUCCCCAGGCCUUCUCUCUGUCUUAAUUUGUCCUUUCUCUUCCUCAAUACCCCUGCUCUGAGGAUAAGCUCGUUUCUUCUCUUGUGCACACCUGUGUCCCACCUCACUCCACCUUCCAGCGGCUGAAGGUUCUCAAUCUAGAUGACCCCGCGUCCUCCUUGGCUCCCCUCUAAGGCAAGUAUACCGCCCAAGCUGGAAGAUUCCCGAGAACAGCGAUAAGUGGAGGCUGCGGUUUCCAGAGAAUCCUCUGAGGGCAGAAGUGCACUGCCCUGCCACCUUCUGAAUUUCUGUGAUCUGAGGCUUUGAGUUGCUGAAUUCUCACCUGCAACCUGAUUUCCUAGCCCUAGGCCCUUACUCGACCUCCAGGUGACUCAGUUUCAUGAAGUGAUUGCUAUGAUUCUUGUUAAUUCCUAAUUACUUAGCUUAAACUAAUAACAGGACAUGCAAUUUAGUUGACAUUCACUUCUCAGUUGUGUUCCAGUGUUCAACAUGAGGCCAGAGUCAAUGCGUUACAAAUUUCUCCAGGUGUGUUACUUUAUAUGUAAGGCACCACUGGCUUGACAUCUUAGUAGAAGCCUGGCUUUGCUGUGAUGCAUCUCUAUGUCUACAGUUCUUCACUAGUAUCCCCUUUUUUGUCUGACUUGCAUAGACUGUUGUGGUUUGUGUGCAGUGAAGUGAUAAUGUCAAUAAACACCAUUCAAAAAGCUCCAAGUCUAGGGAGGGAGACUGAUAGGUAAACAACAGUGCAGUGUGACACAAUUUCUGACAGAGCUAUGUAUGAGAUGCCAUUAGGACCCCAGAGAGAGAAACUUAGAUGAACGGUGUCAGGAAGCCAUCCUAGUGGAAGUGACAUUUGUGCAGCUUCUUAAAGGAUAGUUAGGAGUUGGUUAGCCAGACAAAAGAUAUGGUAAAGGGGAGAAGGCCCAUCAAGCUGAGAGAAAGGGGGGUGUGUAAGGAUAUGGAAGCAGAAGAGAAUGUGGUGAGUCUAGGUAAUGGAAAAUCAAUAAGUUGAAUCAUUGGUUCAGAGAUCUUUUGCUGAGAGAGGUGGAAGAUGAAUCUGGAGAGGUCAGCGGGGGCCAGAUCAUGAAGGAAGGGCUCUGAGCUAAGGAAUAGUGAAAUCGUAAAAUGUCAAGAGGGGAAGGGACCUCUGAGAUCCUUCUGCCCAACCCAAUUUUAUUGCAGGUAAGAAAACUGAGACCCAGAUUGCUUCGUGAUUUGACCAAUAUCACUUAGCUCCAAGAAACAGUCUUUAAUGUAAACGUUGUCAUAAAAAGGAAAUUUCUAGGUUAAGUAAGGUAUGGCAUGCUGCCAUGCAAGGAAAUGCCUAAUUGGGCAGUCACUGGGCUGUGCACCCACACCAACUGGGAAGAAAGUGAGAGAUCUAAUUUCAUGUUGUUUGGUUUUUCUUCUGGUUGGUUUAUCAGCACAUAAGAGGCCACAGCACACAAGUUGGUGGUGAUGACAGACCCGGUAUUGGACUCACAGCCAGCUAACAGCACUGGGGAGAUGGAUGGACUGUGCCCUGAGCUAUUGCUGAUCCCCCCACCUCUCUCUAACCGUGGAAUCCUAGAGCCCGUCCAGAACCCCUGUCCUUCUGGGAACCCUCCACCUUUGCCUGGUGACCCAGGCUGCCUGCUGGUAGAAGCCACAGCAACUGAAGAGGACACAGGAAACAUGGAGAUCAUUGUGGAAGCAGUAGCUGGAAACCUAUCCCCAGGUGCUCCUGGAGAGACCCCAGGUGUCCUGGUAAAGGUGGUGGAGGUGUACUUCUGUGCGCGCUGUGAGCAGAGCUUCGCAGAGCCCACUCUGCUGGCCCUGCACCAGUGCACUGAGACCCUUAUCCAGCCUGUGCAGGGCCUCGCGAGCCCCCCCUGCUCUGUAGAGCUGCCCCCCAGCAGCCUUACUCUCCCUGGCCCUCUGCAGGGCCAGAGCCCCCCAGAUAGCCUCCUGCCAUGCCCUGUGUGUAGACAGGAGUUUGCCCAACCCCAGGCCCUGAAGAGCCACUUCAAGAUUCACCGGGGCACUCCCGACACCUUCUCCUGCCCAGAGUCUGGCUGUGUGUUCUCCACUCAAGAUCGCAAGGGUCUACAGCACCACCUGAGGCAGACCCACAGAGCACUUCCUGUGCCCUGUUCUUUCCGGGGCUGCCCCCUGCUUUUUGGGAGCCAGCAGGGCAUGGAGCUGCACCGGCAGGCCCAUUACCCUUUCCACUGCAACCACUGCAGCUUCGUGAGCUCCAACGUCAAACUCUUCCGGCAGCAUCAGCGGAGUCAUGGGGCCGGGACACAGGGAGAACUGUCUGCUGUUCAGGGUCUUCCAUCUCAGGAGCUACUGCCAGCUCCCAAACUGUCCCCAGGAGAGGGAGAGCCUUCAGAGGAAGCAGGAGCAUCCUUGCCUGGGCAGGAGUCAGCUGAAGAGGAGGACAUAGAGGAUGAAGAGGAGAGUGGCAGCCAGAAGAACUCCCAGAAAGCCCUGGAGAAAGGCCAGGGGGCUCUGCAGUUGGAGGGGGCUGUGGCUUCUGGCACUGAGUCCCUCUUCAAGACCCACAUGUGUCCAGAAUGCAAGCGCUGCUUCAAGAAGCGCACCCACCUGGUAGAGCACCUACAUCUCCACUUCCCAGACCCCAGUCUGCAGUGCCCCAACUGCCAAAAGUUCUUCACCAGUAAGAGCAAGCUCAAGACCCACCUGCUGCGGGAGUUGGGCCAGAAGGCCCACCGCUGCCCACUGUGCCACUACAGUGCAGUGGAGAGGAAUGCCCUCAACCGCCACAUGGCCAGCAUGCACGAGGAUAUUUCCAACUUCUACUCAGAUACCUAUGCCUGUCCUGUCUGCCGGGAGGAGUUCCGCCUCAGCCAGGCCCUUAAGGAGCACCUCAAGAGCCACACUGCGGCAGCUACGGCCGAGCCGCUGCCCCUUCGCUGCUUUCAGGAGGGCUGCAGCUACACGGCCCCCGACCGCAAGGCCUUCGUAAAGCACCUGAAGGAGACCCAUGGGGUGCGGGCCGUGGAGUGCCGCCAUCACUCGUGUCCCAUGCUCUUCUCCACGGCAGAAGCCAUGGAGGCCCACCACAAGAGCCACUAUGCCUUCCAUUGCCCCCACUGUGACUUCGCCUGCUCCAACAAGCACCUGUUCCGCAAGCACAAGAAGCAGGGCCACCCUGGCAGUGAAGAGCUGCGCUGCACCUUCUGCCCCUUUGCCACCUUCAACCCUGUGGCCUACCAGGACCACGUGGGCAAGAUGCACGCUCAUGAGAAGAUCCACCAGUGCCCUGAGUGCAGCUUUGCCACUGCCCACAAGAGGGUGCUUAUCCGCCACAUGCUGCUGCACACCGGCGAGAAGCCGCACAAGUGUGAGCUCUGCAACUUCACGUGCCGAGACGUGAGCUACCUGUCCAAGCACAUGCUGACCCACUCCAACACCAAGGAUUACAUGUGCACUGAGUGUGGCUACGUCACCAAGUGGAAGCACUACCUCAGCGUGCACAUGCGGAAACACGCGGGCGACCUCAGAUACCAGUGCAACCAGUGCUCCUAUCGCUGCCACCGGGCUGACCAGCUGAGCAGCCACAAGCUGCGGCACCAGGGCAAGUCCCUGAUGUGUGAGGUGUGCGCCUUCGCUUGCAAGCGGAAGUACGAGCUGCAGAAGCACAUGGCUUCCCAGCACCACCCCAGCACGCCGGCCCCACUCUACCCCUGCCGCUACUGCAGCUACCAGAGCCGCCACAAGCAGGCCCUGCUGAGCCACGAGAACUGCAAGCACACCCGCCUCCGAGAGUUCCGCUGUGCCCUCUGCGACUACCGUACCUUCAGCAACACCACCCUCUUCUUCCACAAGCGCAAAGCCCAUGGCUAUGUGCCCGGGGACCAGGUCUGGCAGCUCCGCUGUGCCAGCCAGGAGCCAGAGGGGGCCAGGCAGUGCCCAACACCCCCUCCGGACUCAGAGCCCUCAAGUCAGCUGUCUGCCCAGCCUGAGGGGCUGGACCACGACCCGGGAACUGUGGUGGACCCCAGCUUGGAUCAGGCCCUGCCAGAGACCAGCGAGGAGGACAGUGCUGGGAAACAGGAGGGCAGUGAGGUUCCCCAGGGGGAUGACCUGGUUGGCAGCCCCAUUCCGGCGGAGGUUGAUGAGGGUGGCUGCACCCUACACCUAGAGGCCCUGGGAGUGGAGCUGGAACCUGUGGCCGAGCCGCCCCUUGAGGAGAUCACCGAAACAGCUCCUGUGGAGUUCCGGCCCCUGGAUCCCUCAGGACCUCUGAGACUGGAAGGGCCAGAUGGAACUUUGACAGAGCUGUCUACCUUUGAAGGUGCUGGAACUUCUGGCUUGGGUGCUGAAGAGCCCAUUCUGGAAAAGCCAGCCUCUGAGCCCCGUAUAAAUGCCACUUCCUCAGAGGAGCCCCCUAACAGCUGGGUGGGAACCUUCAAGGCAAAUCCACCCACUGAGACAGCACCCCUGCCCCAGUUUCCUGAAUCAGAGUCAUUACUCAAAGCCCUAAGGAGGCAGGACAAAGAACAGGCAGAGGCGCUGGUGCUGGAGGGGCGGGUUCAGAUGGUAGUGAUACAGGGCGAGGGGCGGGCUUUCCGCUGCCCACACUGCCCUUUCAUCACCCGCCGGGAGAAGGCCCUGAAUCUGCACUCCAGGACUGGGUGCCAGGGCCGCCGAGAGCCCCUACUCUGCCCUGAGUGUGGAGCCAGCUUCAAGCAACAGCGUGGCCUCAGCACCCACCUGCUGAAGAAGUGCCCUGUUCUACUCAGAAAGAACAAGGGUUUGCCCAGACCAGGUUCACCCAUCCCUAUGCAUCCUCAGCCCCCAGGCUCCCUGACCUCAGAGGAUGCAGAAGGUGGGAAGCCCCCUCCUGCACCAUUAGAAGUAGAGAUCGUGCUCCCAAAAGAUGCUCCUUCCGCGCUUCCUAGGGAGCCAGAAAAGAUAGAGGAGCCUCUUGCCACUCUCUGUGGCUCUGCAGUCCCUCCUGCAGGAGACUCCUCACCCACAGAGGCCCCUGAGAAGUUCCACUUUGAGCAGGGCAAGUUCCAUUGCAACUCAUGCAUGUUCCUUUGCUCUCGGCUCUCCUCCAUUACCUCUCACGUGGCAGAAGGCUGCAGGGGUGGACGUGGUGGGGGAGGAAAGCAAGGGGCCUCCCAGACCCAGCCUGUUGUGUCGCCGCUAAAUAGCGGGGACUCUGGUCCCCUUAGCAAUGGGAGUACAGAGCGCAGCCCUGGUGAUGGGGAUGCAGCUCUGGUUCCAAAGCAGAAGGGGGCUCGCUUCUCCUGCCCCACGUGUCCCUUUAGCUGCCAGCAGGAACGGGCCCUGAGGACUCACCAGACCCGGGGCUGCCCCCUUGAGCAGUCUGGAGAGCUGCACUGUGACCUCUGCCCAUUCACGGCUCCUGCUGCUGCUGCCCUGAGGCUCCACCAGAAGCGGAGGCACCAUGCCGCAGCCCCAGCCCGCAGCCCCCGGCCCCCUCUUCAGUGUGCGGACUGUGGCUUCACCUGUAAACAGAGCCGGUGCCUACAGCAGCACCGGCGGCUGAAGCAUGAGGGGGUGAAGCCACAUCAGUGUCCUUUCUGUGACUUUUCCACCACUAGACGGUAUCGGUUGGAGGCUCACCAGUCCCGACACACAGGUGUUGGCCGCAUCCCCUGCAGCUCCUGUCCCCAGACGUUUGGUACCAACUCAAAACUGCGCUUGCACCGGCUGAGGGUACACGACAAAACACCCACCCACUUCUGUCCACUCUGUGACUAUAGUGGCUACCUUCGCCACGACAUCACUCGCCACGUCAACAGCUGCCAUCAGGGCACCCCAGCCUUUGCCUGCCCCCAGUGUGAGGCCCAGUUCAGCUCCGAGACAGCACUCAAGCAGCAUGCCCUGCGCCGGCAUCCCGAGCCUACGCCUGCUGUCCCUGGCUCUCCCGCAGAAGCCGUCGAAGGCCCCCUGCACUGCUCCCGCUGUGGACUGCUGUGCCCCAGCCCUGCCAGCCUGCGAGGGCACACUCGGAAACAGCACCCACGGCUCGAGUGUGGGGCCUGUCAGGAGGCCUUCCCCAGCCGGCCGGCACUGGACGAGCACCGGAGGCAGCAGCAUUUCAGCCACCGCUGCCAGCUCUGUGACUUCGCUGCCCGGGAGCGGGUGGGCCUGGUCAAGCACUACCUGGAACAGCAUGAGGAGACUUCAGCAGCAGCAGCAACCUCAGCUGGGGAUGGCGAUGCUGGCCAGCCCCCUCUGCGCUGCCCCUUUUGUGACUUUGCGUGCCGCCAUCAACUGGUGCUGGACCACCACGUGAAAGGGCACGGGGGCACCCGGCUCUACAAGUGCACUGACUGUGCUUACAGCACCAAGAACCGGCAGAAGAUCACGUGGCACAGCCGCAUCCACACUGGGGAAAAGCCCUACCGCUGUCACCUCUGUCCCUAUGCCUGUGCUGACCCCUCUCGCCUCAAGUACCAUAUGCGGAUUCACAAGGAGGAACGGAAGUAUCUGUGCCCUGACUGUGGCUACAAGUGCAAGUGGGUCAACCAGCUCAAGUACCACAUGACCAAGCACACAGGACUGAAGCCAUACCAGUGUCCCGAGUGUGAGUACUGCACCAACCGGGCUGAUGCACUGCGAGUGCACCAGGAGACACGGCACCGGGAAGCACGGGCCUUCAUGUGUGAGCAGUGCGGCAAGGCCUUCAAGACACGCUUCCUGCUGCGCACCCACCUCCGCAAGCACAGUGAGGCCAAGCCCUACGUGUGCAACGUGUGCCACCGUGCUUUCCGCUGGGCCGCCGGCCUGCGCCAUCACGCCCUCACCCACACCGACCGUCACCCCUUCUUCUGCCGCCUCUGCAGCUACAAGGCCAAGCAGAAAUUCCAGGUGGUCAAGCACGUGCGUCGGCACCACCCUGACCAGGCUGACCCAAACCAAGGAGUGGGCAAAGACCCCACCACCCCCACGGUGCACCUACAUGACGUGCAGUUGGAGGAUCCCAGCCCUCCUGCUCCCACUGCUCCCCCCACUGGACCUGAGGGCUGAGAGCCUCCCCCACCUCCCAGACAAGAAAAGGGCAUGGGCCCAGGUGUGCCGUCUGGAACCAGAGCCAGCCUGAGGAGCUCAAGGCCGGAGGAAAGGCUUGGCUUCAGGGUGUCAGAGAGGCUGGAACCCUCCUGGGACUCUGGCUGAGGUACUUGGAAGUUGAUAUAGAAGAGAGACCUGGACCACAAGUUGAUUUCUGUUGAGGCACACUGUAUUUUGAACCCAUGAGUGCCUAGUUUCUUCACCAUCAUGCCACCAAAGUCCCUGGCUAUAAGAUCGUGGUUUACCCAUUUCAUCUUCUCUCCUUCUUACUAUUUCAAGUCUUGUUUUCUUCCAGUAUCCUCAAAACAGUUGUAUCUAACUGCAUGUGCUGUUGUGCCCACUGCUCUAUAAAGCAUGGUUAAAUGAC
Messenger RNA from Hippopotamus amphibius kiboko, 8179 nucleotides. RefSeq names its product zinc finger protein 142 (gene ZNF142). Gene Ontology annotation, cellular component: nucleus. Gene Ontology annotation, molecular function: DNA-binding transcription factor activity; RNA polymerase II cis-regulatory region sequence-specific DNA binding. Gene Ontology annotation, biological process: regulation of transcription by RNA polymerase II. The record is from RefSeq and is a predicted model, not a curated record. The transcript has 8 exons. The coding region runs from base 2215 to 7770 and encodes 1851 amino acids. NCBI's taxonomy places the organism in Eukaryota, Metazoa, Chordata, Mammalia, Artiodactyla, Hippopotamidae.